Messenger RNA from Prunus armeniaca (apricot), 1437 nucleotides. The record is from the annotation of a GenBank genome assembly. Lineage: Eukaryota; Viridiplantae; Streptophyta; Magnoliopsida; Rosales; Rosaceae.
AUGCUCUCAAGCAGCGCCUUUGAUGAUCUUCACCACUUUCACGAGCAAGCUUGCAUACUCUAUGAACCAAACUCUCAAUGGUAUGCGUGUAAGUGCCAGCUGUCUGUUCAAAGAUUGGGAGCAUGGGCAGAAUUACCAAAUGAAGAUAUAGAGGCACAUUUCACUAUUGAUAAUGAAGGGGCAGAAUUGCCAAAUGAAGAUAUAGGGGCACAUGUGACAAUUGAUAAUGAAGGGGCAGAAUUGCCAAAUGAAGAUAUAGGGGCACAUGUGACAAUUGAUAAUGAAGGGGCAGAAUUGCCAAAUGAAGAUGAAGAUGCAGAUUCAAAAAUUAAAGACAGUGACUAUGAGUUCAGUGAAAAUGAGGCAGAGGAUAGGCCAACUGUUGGAGAGAAUGUAGCAGAUGAGGGGACUAGUCAUGGUGCUCCAGGAGAAGUGUCAUCAGAUGGUGCUGACACGUCAGAAUUUGACAGUGGAAGUGAGACUGAUUCUAAGGGUAAUGAUAGAAAAAAGAUAAAACUGCCAAAGUUUAAGCAGUAUAGAAGAGAUGUGGACUUGAAAAAUCCCGAGUUUAGAUUGGGAAUGAAGUUUGCAAACAAAAAACUUCUGAUAGAGGCUAUCAAGGAGCUUGCAAUUAUAGAGGGUAGGAAAGUGAAAUUGAAAAAAACGGACAACAGACGAGUUCAGGCUAAAUGUGUGAAAGGGUGUUCUUUCCAGGUAUAUGGAUCAAAGAUUAAUAGAGAGGAAGAGACAUUUGCUAUAAAAACUUUGAGCCUAGAACAUCAAUGUGGAAGAGUGGACAAGCUUAGGCAUACUACAUCAAAAUGGCUUUGUGACAGAUAUGCAAACAAGCUGAGGCGCAACUCAGACUUUGAUAUGAAAUCAUUUCAACAAGAUGUGUUGGAAGAUUACAAAAUUAAUGUCACCAAACUUCAAGUUUGUAGGGCAAAGAAGCUAGCCAGAGAUUUAAAUGAAGGUACUUUCAAAGAACAAUAUGCUAGAUUGUGGGAUUAUGCAGAAGAAUUAAAAACUGCAAACAAGGGGCCUUAUCCUGGACAGAUCUUGAUGGCUGUUGGGGUGGAUGGGAACAAUGGUUAUUUCCCAGUAGCUUAUGCAGUGGUUGAUAUUGAGAGUAAAAACUCUUGGAUUUGGUUUUUCAAUCUUCUUAUUGAAGAUUUAGGGAUUACAAAUGGACAAGCUUGGGUAGUGAUUAUUGACAAACAAAAGGGACUUCUACCUGCCAUUGAGAGAGUACUUCCAUCUGUAGAGCACAGGAUGUGUAUGAGACACUUGUACAGUAACUUUAAGGCAUCACAUAUUGGUCUUGCUUUGAAACAUAUAUUAUGGGCUGCAGCAAGAGCUACAACUGUGCCUUGGUGGGAGGCAGAAAUGGAGAAGAUGAAAAAUGAGGAUGAGGAAGCAUGGAAGUGGUUGAAGUAG